This is a messenger RNA of Mangifera indica (mango), 836 nucleotides long. RefSeq lists its product as uncharacterized. Lineage: Eukaryota; Viridiplantae; Streptophyta; Magnoliopsida; Sapindales; Anacardiaceae. Bases 69 to 656 code for a protein of 195 amino acids. The transcript has 3 exons. The record is from RefSeq and is a predicted model, not a curated record.
UUAUAUUUACUUGUUUAUUUAUCAGCUCUCGCUCUCCCCAAAAUUUACAUUAAAAAAAAGGGAAAAUCAUGGCCGUCUCAGUUUCCAUUCUGGCUGUUGUUACUUCUCUUCAUCUCAUCGCCUUCGUCUUCGCCGUCGGAGCCGAACGGCGACGCAGCAAUGCUAAGGUGGUGCCGGAUCAGUACGAUGAACGGACUUACUGUGUGUACGGGACGGAUGCGUCGACUGUGUACGGAUUGGCGGCUUUUGGUUUGCUGUUGUUGAGUCAAGCUGUUUUGAACGGCGUUACUAGGUGUCUUUGCUUUGGUAAAGGCCUUGUUAGUGGCAGCUCAUCCACUGCUUGCGCCGUCGUCUUCUUCGUCGUUUCCUGGAUUAGCUUUCUGGGAGCCGAAGCAUGCUUAUUGGCAGGGUCAGCGAGAAACGCAUAUCACACUAAAUACCGAGGAAUCUUUGGUGGAAACGAGCUUUCCUGUGCCACCCUUCGGAAAGGCGUCUUUGCUGCAGGGGCAGCUUUAACAUUGUUGUCACUGGUAGGAUCAAUCCUCUACUACUGGGCUCACUCCAGGGCUGACACUGGUGGAUGGCAGAAGCACCACAACGAAGGCGUUGGCAUGACUACACAGCCACACCAUCUCAGUGAAUUCGAGAAAGCUUAAUUAUCCUCCGGGUUAGAUUCAUUUCCACCAUUUUUGUAAUUUUAUUGAGAAAAAAAAAAAAAGAUAGAUGAAUUAAAACCAUAUGCUGUCUUCUAUAGGGUAGCUGCAUGUUUAUAUAUGUUGUGGUGGUGGUGAUUAUAUUUUAGAAAUGAAAUAUAGUGUCAUGUUUGAAUUGCUAUA